Molecule: messenger RNA, 1975 nt
Organism: Purpureocillium takamizusanense
Lineage: Eukaryota; Fungi; Ascomycota; Sordariomycetes; Hypocreales; Ophiocordycipitaceae
Gene: MET7
Product: Tetrahydrofolate synthase
Exons: 4
Coding region: 304-1848 (514 amino acids)
Biological process (GO): tetrahydrofolylpolyglutamate biosynthetic process
Cellular component (GO): cytoplasm; cytosol; mitochondrion
Molecular function (GO): ATP binding; tetrahydrofolylpolyglutamate synthase activity
Source: RefSeq, a predicted model, not a curated record
AGACUAUCCGCCCGCUCAUGGACCUUGACAGAACCUUCAUCCGGCAUCAGCAGAGCAGACUUGACAACCUCGUCGGCUUUUGCAGACUUUAUUAACUUGAAGAGGCUCCAGCGUUGAAGCGACCUCGCCCCGGUCCCACAUCAAGCUGGGACCAGCCAGCAGCAGCAGUUCCAUCUAUUCCCACUCGCCGAUUGCCGGCCCGCCUGCGGCAUCUCAAUCAACGCACCCGGUCGCUGUCUUACCUCCACUGGACGGACGUCACACUGCCGCCGCAGCUGCAGACGCGCGCCCCGAGCCAACUCGAUGCGCCAUGGGUCGAGGCGUCCCCUCGCUCUCAUCCAAAACCUCACCUUCGGCACCCGGCGAUUCGCGCUGCGCACCAUGGCGACGGGCAGAACAUACAACGACGCCAUUGAUGCGCUCAACUCCCUCCAGACGCCUCAUGCGGUGAUAGAGGCCCGGCGCAAGGCCGGCGUGCGGCCGGAUGCUGCGUCCAUGGACGAGAUGAGGGUUUAUCUGGCCCGGAUAGGCUACUACCCCGGUGCUCUGGACCGGCUCAACAUCAUCCACGUUGCCGGCACCAAGGGAAAGGGUAGCACGUGUGCCUUUGUCGAUUCCAUCCUCUCAAAAUACCGCCAAACGCACCAGGUGCCGCGCAAGAGCGGCCUCUUCAUAUCGCCGCACCUCAUCGCCGUGCGCGAGCGCAUCCGCAUCAAUUCGGUCCCCUUAUCCGAGGAGCUCUUCGCAAAGUACUUCUUCGAAGUAUGGGACCGGCUGGCCGAGUCCACGACGGCGGCCAACGUCGUCCCGCUGGGGACGCGACCGCUGUACGGCCGCUACCUCACGCUCAUGAGCUGGCACGCCUUCAUCCAGGAAGGUGUCGACGUGGCCGUCUACGAGACGGGCAUCGGCGGCGAGUACGAUGCCACGAACGUGGUCGAGCAGCCUAUUGCUUCGGGCAUCAGCACGCUCGGAAUCGAUCACGUCUUUGUUCUGGGCGACACGGUGGACAAGAUUGCGUGGCACAAAGCCGGCAUCAUGAAGAUUGGCAGCCCGGCUUUUACCGUUGAGCAGGUCCCCGAGGCGGCUGCGGUUCUCCAAGAGAGAGCAAAAGAGAAGGAAGUCGACCUCAAGGUGCUCGAUAUCGACAGCCGGCUGCGCAACGUCAAGAUCAAGCCCAAUGCGCAGUUUCAGAAGAAGAAUGCAACCCUGGCAAUUGCGCUCGCCGAGGCGGCGCUGAAGAAGCUGGGCGUAAAUACGGCAGGGGGACCGGACUUGCCAGCCGAGUUUAUCGACGGGCUGGAGCAGACAGUCUUUCGCGGUCGCUGCGAAGUCAAGUCAGAGGACAAGGUCAAUUGGUACGUGGACGGCGCGCACACAUCAGACAGCCUCAAGAUGUCGUCGCGCUGGUUCGCCGACGAGACCGCCAGUCGAUCCGGCCCCCGCGUCAUGAUCUUCAACCAGCAAGGCCGCUCCGAAGCCGUGGACUUCCUCCCCGCUGUCCGCAGCGCAACGCAGCGCGCGAGCGGCUCGUCCUUUGACCACGUCGUCUUCUGCACAAACGUCACGUACGCCAAGACGGGCUACAAACGCGACUUUGUCAACCACCAGAUCGACCCCGCCGAGAUUGAGAACAUGACUGUCCAGCGCCGCUUCGCCGAGAAGUGGUCGGAGCUGGACCCCGAGGCCAGGGUGGUCGUUUUGCCCACCAUCGAGGAGGCGCUCGACUACGCGCGGCACGUGGGUGAGGCUCUUGGCCCCGGCGAGCAGGUGCAGGCGUAUGUGACGGGAAGCUUGCAUCUGGUCGGGGGAGCGCUGGGGAUCUUGGAGCAGGCGGACGCCUUGUAGCGAGGAGUCGCCGAUGCGUUCUGACGCAGACGUAGUAGGACCAUGUACAUGUAUAUAUAUAUAUGAAUGAUGUGCCAAGAGUUGUCUACAAUAGGACGUCGGGCUCCAAGGCUCGCAGGAUACCCCC